Molecule: messenger RNA, 1754 nt
Organism: Octopus bimaculoides (California two-spot octopus)
Lineage: Eukaryota; Metazoa; Mollusca; Cephalopoda; Octopoda; Octopodidae
Product: chloride intracellular channel Clic
Biological process (GO): chloride transport
Cellular component (GO): apical plasma membrane; cytoplasm
Molecular function (GO): chloride channel activity
Source: RefSeq, a predicted model, not a curated record
UUAAUGUUCCUAGAAUCUUACUAGAAACAACAGUCAUGAUACCAGAAUUCGAACUUUGGAUAAAGGCCUCUGUACUUGACAAGGUUAGCAAAGGAGCCUGUCCUUUAUGUCAACAAUGGUAUAUGGUUGCAUAUAUUCUGGCAGAAAACAAACUUGCCAGUUUCAAAGUCAUCACAGUACCUGACAGUAAUCCCCCUAGAAUUCUUCGAGAAAAAAGUUCUAGUGGCCUUUUUCCAGUUGUGAUUGGUGUCACUGGUGAAACACUGGAUGGUGCCUCUGUAGAGGGAUUGGUUGCUGACGAAAGUUGUGAACUUGAACAGUUCUUCCAGAUGUUCAAGUGCCCAUUACUGAAGAUGGAUUCCUCUGAGCAGAUUGUUGCUCUAAACAUAUUUCUCGACCUCAAUACAACCUUCAACAGAUUCCUAUCAACUGGUUCAGAUAGAAGACUGAAUGAGAUAAUGAGUAACUUAAAUAACCAUCUGAAAGAGAACGAAACCAAGUUUAUGAUUGGCGAUGAAUUGACAUAUGUGGAUUGUGUUUUGUUGCCACGUUUACAACAUGUCAGAGUGGCUGGCAGUAUACUGAAAAAUUAUGAUAUCCCACGCAGCUUGGUUUAUUUGUGGAGAUAUCUUCAAAAUGGUUACAAUGCUGAGGCCUUCUAUAAUACCUGUCCAACAGAUCCGGUCAUUAUCAGUCAUUAUCAGAAAAAAGUUGCUUUCCGAGGGAGAGAAGCUAGUCUUAUGAAAGAGACAACGACACUUACAAUCCCAAAUGAUAUUGUAUUGGACAUAAAAUCAGAAACGGAAGAACUAGAUGACAUAGAUGCACAGGAAGAGGUAAAUAAAGUCAAGGAAUUGUCAGAGAUGACCUCAAACAUUUCUGUUGAAAAUGGCAAUGGAGCUGUUGAUUUCAGUGAUGACACAGGUGAAGUGAAUGUUGUUAGUGAUAAUACAACUGAGGUUAUCGUGCAUGAGGUUUAUGAAGAUACUCCAGAUACAGUAAUUGUAACAUCUGAUUUGGGCAACUCAAACCAUAAUGACAAUGAUGAGAAUCCAGCUGACUAAUGGAAGCCAUUCUUCACUAUUUGAUGGAUUUUUUUGUUUAAUUUUUAAUUAUUGUUAUUUAUAUAUUUACAGAUUUUCUUAUUGAAUUUUUUUUUUCAUUUAAUGAUUAAAUCAAGUUAAAGAGAAGAAUAGAGUUGUAUAGCUUUCUUUUUUAUUUUUUAUCCUACUUCUUAUGGAUAAAAUAGCAACUGACACUCUGUCUUACCUUUGAGCUAUUGUAUCUAAUAGCGGGUUAUGCCCCGUGCUCACUUUGUAAGAAUGAUUAUUCACCUAUACAUACAUAUUCUCACGCACACCAAUAUAUAUAUUUGAGGUCAAUCUCUUCUGUAAAAAUUAAACUAGUUAAUGCUGUUGAUUUAUGUCCUAUAAUUUUUAUUUUGUAUUUUUGUUUCAAUUCUUCGAGAAAAAAUUGAAAAACAAAAUUUUAAAAUUAGAAAUAACAAAAAUGAGGUGAAAGAUGACACUAACAUAAUUUUAUUUUUUUAUAAUUUCUAGUUUAUUUAGUAUAUUGUUUCUAAAUCAAGAGAAGCCAUAGCAUACAUUGAAAGAAAUAUAGAAAAAACUGCUAUGCCUUAGUUAUAUUAUGGCUGUAUCAUAUCUUUUGGCUUCCUUAUGAUUUCAUGUAAUAUCUUGGUGGAAUUCUAUGUUUGAUUUGUAAAGAAAUAAAGAUUAAAAAAUUAUCCGACCAUU